AUGUCUCUCUCCCGUCGCGCAACAUUCCAUUCCACCCUUAUCGACGAUGAUAUUCAACCUCUCACACCGGAAGAGAUCCAGUCCUUUUUAGAUGAACUGGACCACAACAACGAUGGGAUCAUCCAAUACAGUGAAGUCGAAUCAGCUUUGGAUAGGGUAAAUGAUGAAUUGACACCUACCCCAAAACCACACAAUAUCAAUCAUCCUUCCAAAGAAGAACAUGCUAGACAUGCCUUUCUCCGUGAGUUGUUGGGUACCACGUCAGACACAAACCCCAGCUCGAUCUCGAGAGAUGAAUUUGCAGAUAGGAUAGAACUGUGGAAGAUACCUAGUAUGACCCAAUCGAGAUCCACCGAAGAGGCCGACCUGGAAUAUAUGAGCUCUAUAGGUUGGUGGCGAAGGUUCAGAUCAUGGUGGGCAGUCAAAGGUCCUGAAGUCAUGUUUCUAGUAAUCGUAUCAGCAAGCAUAGUAGGAAUGAUGCUUUGGCAAUCACUCAAGUAUAGUCUCGAUCCAGAUUACAGAGCAGCCUUUGGAUGGGGUGUAGUCCUAGCUAAAACUUGUGCUGGUGGAUUAUAUUUCACAAUGUUUUUCUUGAUAUCAAGUAUGUCAAGGUAUUUCUCAACAUUCCUUAGAAGAUGGUAUUACCUCUCGAGAUUCAUCAAUCCGGAUCUCAGUCAAUCAUUUCAUAUCAAGAUUUCGAUCCUCGCUAUAACGCUAUCUACACUUCACGCAAUAGGUCAUUUAGGAGGUACAUUCGUUUAUGGAUCGAAACUCGCUCGUCAAGAUGCUGUAGCGGCGAUCCUAUCCCCCGAACUGGUUCCUCGACCAUACCAGGCUUAUCUUAGAUCAUUACCUGGAAUUACCGGUUUAACAGCCCUAGGUUUAUUCUACACAUUAGCUGGGUUAAGUAUUCCUCAAGUCCGAAAGUGGAAUUACGAAGUAUUCCAAUUAGGUCAUCUGUUAAUGUACCCCAUCAUUGGAUUGUUGAUGGCUCACGGUACCUCGAGAUUACUCCAAUUCCCUAUGUUAGGUUAUUUCCUGGCGUUUCCUACCUUGCUUGUCCUUCUAGAGAGAGUGACAAGAUUUUUUCUUGGGUUUGGUGGAGGUAUACCAGCAAGAGUCAAAAUGCUAGAUUCGGAUACAAUCCAGAUAACAAUACCCAUACAUGCCUCUACCAUUAAGAUAAAAACCGGGAUGAAAUGGAAGUAUAAACCAGGUCAAUAUAUCUUCCUUCAAGCUCCAAAGGUUUCAAGGUUUGAAUGGCACCCAUUCACGAUUUCAAGUUGUAUCAACGAUCAAGUUAAACUUCAUAUAAAGACAGAUGGGAAUUGGACCACUAGAUUACGUCGUUUGAUACCUCAAGAUCAAACUGAAGGGGAGAUAAGAGUAGGAUUGAACGGACCGUUUGGAGCUCCCGCACAGAGGUUUUACGAUUUCACGCAUACGAUCUUGGUAGGGAGCGGGAUUGGAGUGACACCUUUUGCGGGGAUAUUGGCCGAUUUGCAGGAAAGGGAUGAGAGGUUACAUGAUACAUCAGAGAGUGAGAAACAUGGUCAAGGCAAUGAUCCCGGUGAGAAGACCAGUUCCAGUACCAGUGCAAAGACAGGAACAACCCUUGGUCAAACGCUCUCACGUACACUCUCACGAGCUCGUUCGCGUAGUCGUCGGAGAUCUACUAUUUCACCUUACCCAUCGGAUUAUCGUCGAGUCGAUUUCCACUGGAUGGUAAGGGAUAAGAAUCAUCUGGGUUGGUUUUCGAACUUACUCAAUUCGAUAUCUCAAUCACAAGAAUAUCAUCAGUCACCCACACAACAUCAAUGCGUGCAUCCUCAUCUGGACAUACGAUUACAAACUCAUGUUACGGCUAAACGUCAAUCGUUGACAACCCACAUCUACCGAUGGCUUCUGGAAAUACAUCGAACCGGAGGAAUACCCACACUCGCCCUUGACGGGCACUAUGAAGAUAUGGUAGAGUAUCAAAGAUCAACCACUCAAAUGGGAGACGAAGGCAGAGCUGGCAGAGCCGGCUCGAAGCUGAAAGACAUUAUCAAAGUCGGAGUGUUCUUCUGCGGGGCGCCGAUGAUAGGUGAGAUAUUGGCUGAUAGAUGUAGAGCAUUGAAUAAGAGGGGUGAAGAAGAGGGAGUGGGUAUAAGGUAUCAUUUCAUGAUAGAGGUUUUUGGCUAA
This is a messenger RNA of Kwoniella botswanensis, 2184 nucleotides long. RefSeq lists its product as uncharacterized. The transcript is spliced from 3 exons. Gene Ontology annotation, cellular component: plasma membrane; NADPH oxidase complex. The coding region runs from base 1 to 2184 and encodes 727 amino acids. Gene Ontology annotation, biological process: superoxide anion generation; defense response. Gene Ontology annotation, molecular function: superoxide-generating NAD(P)H oxidase activity; calcium ion binding. NCBI's taxonomy places the organism in Eukaryota, Fungi, Basidiomycota, Tremellomycetes, Tremellales, Cryptococcaceae. The record is from RefSeq and is a predicted model, not a curated record.